CGGACUUCCAUCGCGUUCUGUUCGUUUCUCCGAUCUCCGUCCGGUUACGCUACGCGUCACGAUAGAAAGAGAGGGAGAGGUAGCCGCCGAGAAACGCCACAGGACAUAAGUGCCUUCUUCCAUCUUCGCCGCGCACGGUGACUCCCGUCAGGAUGGCGGACGACAACCACGAGAACGGCACCAGUAACGGCGACGUGCCCGAAAUCGAGCUGAUCAUCAAGGCAUCGACGAUCGAUGGCCGUCGAAAGGGCGCCUGUCUCUUCUGCCAGGAAUACUUCAUGGAUCUGUACCUCUUGGCGGAGCUGAAAACGAUCUCUCUGAAGGUGACCACCGUGGAUAUGCAGAAACCGCCGCCCGACUUUCGCACCAACUUCCAGGCCACGCCGCCGCCCAUCCUGAUCGACAACGGCGACGCGAUACUGGAGAACGAAAAGAUUGAACGGCACAUCAUGAAAAACAUCCCCGGCGGGCACAAUCUGUUUGUACAAGAUAAGGAAGUGGCCACUCUCGUGGAGAACUUGUUCAGCAAACUCAAGUUGCUGCUGCUGAACGCGAAGGACAAGGACAAGGAUCCCAAGUCCUCAUCGCUGAUGGCGCAUCUGCGCAAGAUCGACGAGCAUCUGGGCCGCAAGGGCACGCGCUUCCUCACCGGCGACACCAUGUGCUGCUUCGACUGCGAGCUGAUGCCGCGACUGCAGCACAUCAGGGUCGCCGGCAAGUACUUUGCCGACUUCGAGAUACCGGAGACCCUGGUGCACCUGUGGCGAUACAUGCACCACAUGUACAGGCUCGACGCUUUCCUACAGAGCUGCCCGGCCGAUCAGGAUAUCAUUAAUCACUACAAACUGCAACAGGGUAUGAAGAUGAAGAAGCACGAGGAACUGGAGACGCCGACCUUCACCACGAGUAUCCCGAUCGAGGUCAACGACGACUAGGCUGGACCUUCCUCAGCGUCUGCGAUCGCGUGACUUCGAUUAGACAUCGACAUCGGCCUAUAGCGAGACGGCGAAUCGCCUCGACGGAGUUCUAACGGCGCGCAUUUUGUAAUUUAAUAUAUUCAACAUUAGUAUCGAAAAAAUAAGCAGGGAUUUGUCCGCUAGAACGUCCGUCUUUUGAACUGCGAAAGCUCGUGUCAUCGCGACAUCGAUCAAAUUCAUAUCUUUUUGCUAAGCAAUCAUUGCUGUAUCACAUCCCUUUCUUGUGGGAUCAAGUCAGGUGUAAAACGGAUUAGUUUUUUUACUGCAAACGACGCGAAAACAUAUAUAAGUGCAUUAAGGCAUUCAAAGUCUUAAAAACGAUUCUAGAAUAUUGAUCUUCUCCAUUUUUCUUCUACUUUCUUUUUUCCCCUUCGCUAUGUACAGCGUACGUAGUUUUGACCUGAGUAGUAUUAGCAAGAUUUUAAUUUGCUCUAUUGUUGAUCUAAGGUUUAAAUUUAUCAGGAGAAGCGAUGAUGAUAUUGCCAUUCUCUGACGGCAACAAUCAUGGAAACUAACACCAAGAAUGCAAAAGAAACGUAUGCCUUCGAGAGAAUCAAAUUGGUGCCAUUAUUGUAUUUUUGCAAUCCUUAAUACGAAUUAUCCUUUGGAUAGUGAUCAUUAUUCCUAGGCAUUAUUCUUACAUAAGACUAAGCAAAUAAAGUAGGUGAAAUCAAUGUAGAACGCUUGAUAAAAUAUUUCAACAUCGUUCUUGAAUUUGCGUAAAUAUUUUUAAACAUUAGAUUUCUCUUUUUUUUUCUCGUUUUCAUUCAACCACUCAUCACGAGCUAUAGUAACAAGAUACUUAAGCAUGAUUGGGAUUUGCAUGAAUAGGAAGAGUACGUCGUUUGGAAUUAUAAAUUUGUUUAACACGGCUUUACGCCGUGCUCUUAAACGCGUUUGCACGAUAGAUAAACAAAGACAGGUUAUCGUUAUAUACGUAGAAGAAAGAAAAAAUACGUUUUUCCGUAUCUCUCGCGAGACACGUGAUCAAGAGUGCGUACGUUUCUUCUGGAUUCCGCAGCGCGGUUCGAGGCAUCUUGUUAUUCCCGUUUCAUCGUUAGCCACUUUUACUGAUUUACAAGCAGAGAACGAGCGCAAAACAGUUCCCACGAUUGUUUUCCCUGAGUCGAAAGCAUUUAAAGUAACAGCAUCCGGGAACUCGACUCCUACAUUUGCUUAUUUUCACUAAUCCGCUGUUCCAGAAAACCGAGCAACAGUGCGACUCGUAAGCAACUGUCUAUUUCGCAUUAGUAAUUCUAUUAUUAUUAUAAUUAUAAUUAUUACUAUUGUAUUAUUAAUUUUGGUUUAUAUAUCCGUAGAAGUCAAUAUACCAGUGUUUACAGUAAUGCCUGGAGCACCCCAUCAUUUAUUAUGACGCAGAUGCGCGGCAUAGGCUAAGUUCUCGUAUAAAAUAUUAUAAUUUUAUACACGA
Messenger RNA from Temnothorax curvispinosus, 2409 nucleotides. It is a transcript of the gene Clic, whose product is annotated as chloride intracellular channel exc-4. Gene Ontology annotation, biological process: chloride transport. Gene Ontology annotation, molecular function: chloride channel activity. Gene Ontology annotation, cellular component: cytoplasm; apical plasma membrane. NCBI's taxonomy places the organism in Eukaryota, Metazoa, Arthropoda, Insecta, Hymenoptera, Formicidae. The coding region runs from base 153 to 935 and encodes 260 amino acids. The record is from RefSeq and is a predicted model, not a curated record. The transcript is spliced from 4 exons.